Cladophialophora bantiana CBS 173.52 is the source of this 552-nucleotide messenger RNA. RefSeq lists its product as uncharacterized. The transcript has 4 exons. Gene Ontology annotation, cellular component: membrane. Lineage: Eukaryota; Fungi; Ascomycota; Eurotiomycetes; Chaetothyriales; Herpotrichiellaceae. The record is from RefSeq and is a predicted model, not a curated record. The coding region runs from base 1 to 552 and encodes 183 amino acids.
AUGGGAGUUGGAUCUCAGGUUGCCUCUUUUUGCCUUCGCAUUGGCGAGGUCAUCUGUGCUGCGAUUGUGGCCGGUAUACUAGGCUAUUACCUUCACCUCCUGGAUGACGCGAACGCCCACGCAAAUGGCCGUAUUAUAUACACACAAGUCAUUGCCGGCAUUAGUAUACUUGCUGCUCUUGUUUUUAUGCCUCCAUUGAAAUACUCCUUCUGGGCAUUUCCCCUCGACUUCGCCCUAUUCAUAUGUUGGAUCGUCUCUUUUGGAUUAUUAGUUGAUCUCACAUCAUCGGGAGGAUGCCAUUCACGCUGGUAUUGGACUAGCUGGGGCUACUAUUGGGGAGGCUGGUAUCGCACAAUUCCCAUCACCAAUGCAAAUCAAACUAUUAUUGGCACCGUCAAUUGUUCGACUUGGAGGACCAGCAAUGCCUUCAUCUUCAUAGGAGCUUUCCUCUGGCUUGGAAGCGGCCUUUGUGGGCUUUACGUAUGCACAAGGGACCGUCAUGUCCAUAGGGAAAAGGUCAGCAGACCUGAAGUCCGAACAACAGAAGCGUGA